This is a messenger RNA of Vigna unguiculata (cowpea), 1337 nucleotides long. Its product is annotated as TMV resistance protein N-like. The record is from RefSeq and is a predicted model, not a curated record. Gene Ontology annotation, biological process: signal transduction; defense response. Gene Ontology annotation, molecular function: ADP binding. Lineage: Eukaryota; Viridiplantae; Streptophyta; Magnoliopsida; Fabales; Fabaceae.
UUCAUCACAUUUCAUAGUAACUUCCCUUGAUUUCCUUUCCUAUUGAAAAUUCGUAUGAGAACGUAUCAAAAUAUAAAUAAUUAUUUCACAGCCAAACAAGAAGCUUGUACAUAUGGGUUACACACUAGUAAUAGAACCAAUCAACGACAUCGAUUUUAACCCACACUUCAUGUCUCUUUAUUGUGUCGUAUAGAAAUGAUGCUGAGGUGGUUAAAGAAAUUGUGGAUCUUGUUCUGAAGAGGUUGGAUAAACACCAAGUUAACACAAAAGGACUCGUUGGAAUCGAUGAAAAAAUUGCUACUUUGAAAUCAUGGAUAAGUGAUGAACCAAAAGCCACUCAUCUCAUUGGAAUUUGGGGUAUGGGCGGUAUUGGUAAGACAACCCUAGCAGAAGUAGUAUUUCAUAGACUACGAUCUCAAUAUCAAGGAUCUUACUUCUUAGCCAAUGAAAGAGAUCAAUCAAACAAACAUGGACUAAUUCAUUUGAAGAAAAUUAUGUUUUCUAGACUGUUAGGACAUGAAGUGGAUAUUGACACUCCAAAUUCCUUGCCUGAAAAUAUUGUUAGGAGAAUUGGUUGUAUGAAGGUUCUUGUUGUUCUUGACGAUGUGAAUGAUUCAGAUCACAUAGAAAAACUGUUGGGAAGUCUUGAAAAUUUUGGUAUGGGUAGUACAGUGAUUGUGACAACUCGGGAUGAGCAAGUGCUUAGGAUUAACAGAGUCAGUAAGACAUACAAGGUGAAAGAAUUUAGUUCUGACGAAGCACUUGAACUUUUCAACUUGAAUGCCUUUAGUGAAAGUAAUGAGGCAAAGGAAUACGGUGAGAUAUCAAAAUUGGUAGUCGAUUAUGCGAAAGGCAAUCCAUUAGUUGUUAAAGUUUUGGCUCAUCUUCUUCAAGGAAGAAAUAAGGAAGAAUGGGAAAGUUUGUUGGGCAAGCUAAAAACAAUGCCUCCAAGAGAAGUUUAUGAUGUAAUGAAACUGAGUUAUGACAGCUUAGAUCGCAAAGAGCAACAAAUGUUUCUAGAUUUGGCAUGUUUCUUUCUUAGAAUGCUUGUACCAGUGCAGGUGGGUGAUCUGAAAUGUUUAUUGAAAGACAAUGAAAGUGAUAAUUCAGUGGCUUUUGAGUUAAGAAGACUGGAAGACAAAGCUCUCAUAACAAUCUCAGAGGACAAUACUGUAUCAAUGCAUGAUAGUUUACAAGAAAUGGCUUGGGAGAUUGUUCGCCAUGAGUGUGUUGAAGAUCCUGGAAGGCGCAGUCGGUUGUGGGAUCCUAAUGACAUCAGUGAAGCUUUGAAAAAUGAAAAGGUUAAAGCCUCAUUAAAUACAAUAUCUUGCUCCUAA